Molecule: messenger RNA, 570 nt
Organism: Ceraceosorus bombacis
Lineage: Eukaryota; Fungi; Basidiomycota; Exobasidiomycetes; Ceraceosorales; Ceraceosoraceae
Source: the annotation of a GenBank genome assembly
AUGUCACCAAGCCGCGGACGCUCCAGCGCUCGCAAGACCUCUCGGCAUGUGCCUACAGGAUCAGAGGACACGCACCGACCUGUCCCUAGCCCUGAUCGAUGUCCCCUCGCUACAUCUCGACUUUCACGAGCGGAGCGCAACGAUGCAGGUCAUGUAGAAGCAGCCACCAGUCCAUCAAUCGAAGCGACACUUGCGGCUUCUACCCACGGAGCAGGACUUAGUCCGAGGAGUCCGCUUGCUCGCCUACGGCAUGAAGAAGAGCUCGAUUUGCACGGUUCGGUCGCAUCUUUGCCAUCUGCUAGCCCUGCCCCACUAGCGCCUCAAGAGACCUCUUCGGGACGACCGCGAGGCGCGAGUGUGAGCAGUUGGAGUAUUGCAAGCUUCGCCGCGCCCGAGAGGGAUCGUUCGCAAAGGAUGAAGUGCAUCGUCGAGGUGAGCUACCAAGUGUUCAUUGCCAGAUGCGCUGUGAAAGCGGCACGUGCUGACUUGAUCUCGCCUUUCACCUGCAAAUAGCGACUCGAAGCGGACGACGGCAUUGCCUGGCAAGCAUGGCUCGGCCUGGGCGCCUGA